Messenger RNA from Venturia canescens, 1788 nucleotides. RefSeq names its product chromosomal protein D1-like (gene D1). The record is from RefSeq and is a predicted model, not a curated record. The coding region runs from base 227 to 610 and encodes 127 amino acids. Gene Ontology annotation, molecular function: DNA binding. Lineage: Eukaryota; Metazoa; Arthropoda; Insecta; Hymenoptera; Ichneumonidae. The transcript has 3 exons.
CGGCGACUCUUCUCUACUAGCCAAGCAGCCGCCGCUUUGUCCGGAUAACGCGCGCACACAUCGCACUGCAUCGCACCACGCACCGGUUCUUCAAAGGCCAGCGCAGGAUAGUCAGACAGAAGGAAAUCUCAGAGCGAGGAUCUCAACAUCGUCCUUCGGCGUUCACGAGAACUCCAAUAGUUGAAUUAAAACACAUAAGGAGUGUUACACAUUUGGCUAAUCAAAUAUGUCGGACGAUGGUUCACCUGUGGUCGAAGAACAGAAGAAAAAGCGUGGUCGUCCAGCGAAAAAUGCUGAAAAAAAUGCAGAUAAAGUAGUUAAAGAAAAAGACUCUGCGGUUGUUAAGGAACCUAAGAAGCGAGGGAGACAGCCAGCUGAGAAGAAUAACAGUGUCUCACGUCCACCUAAAUCCGAUGAUGACGAAGCACCGGCACCUGUCAAAAGAGGUAGAGGAAGGCCCAAAGGUUCGCACAAAAAAAAGGCUGCACAAAAAGGCACCUCUGUACCCGGUCGUGGACGUGGUCGGCCAAAGAAGGUUGAAGAAAAACCAGAAAGUGCAGGCGAGGAUGAAGAUGAGCAGGACGAAGAUGACGAAGAAGAUGAGAAUUGAGAAAGUGCGGAGGAGAUUGAAUAAAAGUAAUAACAAUAAUUGGAAGGAAGAGGCGCGCAUCGACGAUGAAAACGAAAUAACGAUUGAAAAAGAUAAAAAAAUGAAUUAAUGAAAAAAAGUAGUCGAACACCCGACUAGAAUCACUACAGCAGCAAUCUGCAUCGUCCCCCUUUAACAACGUACAUCAUAAAGUUACGGUUCAUUUUUAUAUUAUAAUAAUAUAAUAAUAAGUCGCGUCAACCGUCACAUUCUCAUCGUCAUCGCAUGAAAUUUGCUCGUGAAUCGCAUCGUCUCCGGAUCCCGACGUUUUUUUUUCUGCGGGAUCGAGAGAUUUUGCGUGUGUGUGUGUUUUCUUUUCCUCGUCGAUGUCGCGAUUUACUAUUGUACGCAAUAAGUGACGAUUCGGAUCCUGUAAGAAUAUUAGACACACCAGAAACGACACUUUUUGUAACAAAUCUGGAAAGGUAUUUUCAUUUUUUUUAUUCUCUAUAACUGUACACCGACGUGUUUUAUCAUUUUUACCGCGAUUUAAACUAAUAUCAAUAAAAUUAUCCACUUUUUCUAUUACGUUGAUUUUCAUCGGUGCAUACGAAAUUCAAUUUUCCGAGCGGUUUCCUUGUCACGGUCGAAUUGAAAAUGAUAAAGUUAUAACUCUGAUAAAUCAAAGAAAGAAAAAGAUCAUGCAAGGAUUUCGACAAUCGAAGAACCGACAAGAACUACUUUCCAAACGAAGUAUGACAAAAAAAAUGUAACUACUCAAAGAUUUUCUUUCAACGACUAAAAUUCGUUUAGCGAAUAUGACAAAAAAAAUUAACGAAUUAAACAAAAAAAGCGUAAAAUCACAUGAAAAAAAAAAAGAAAAUUAAAUAAUAAGUAGGCUACUUGUCUUGUACGUUACGAGCGUGCGGAACACAUCAACUACUUCGUAUUGUGCGAAUUUUUCGUAAGAUCAAUGAGAAAAAACUGAUAUGAAUUACAAACAAAAAAUUGGAAACGCACGGAAAACGAUUGAAAUGUGUCUAAAAAAAAUAUACAAAACAGAAUGAGGUGAAAUGUAACGAAAACCUGACUACGGGCCAGAGGUUAAUAAAUCUGACGUCCCGAAAACGCGACAGGCAUACAAAACAGUGUGAAUGUAAAAUUUGUAUCAAAGUAAAUAAAUUCACGAAAUACUCUUA